UUUUCCGUUAUCACAGAUUACGUUACUAGUCUACCAGAUUGAUUAUAGUGACGUUAGCUACAUAUUUCUGAAGGCGCUAUGUCAUGUGGACAUUUCAGCACUUCUUCUUUUGAAUAACGUUAGGCAAAAUGCCAAAAAUAUGGCUUCGUAAGAGUAAACAAGUCAAUGGGUAAAUGCACUCUGAUCUUCCUGAAAACAAGUCAUUAAAUCUCUCCAGCAGUAGAGUUUGUUACUGACCGACUUCUAGGGGUGUAAUAGUGUGAACAAAGUCCUGUCAAUGGAAGAAAUGGCUGUUUAUGUUUGAAAAUAUUCUAUUGUAAAUAUAACCUACUUCAAAGUAACAUCACUUGUGGGUGAACAAAACAAACUGCAUACUUGUGUUGUUAUUAGUAUUUAGUGUUAAAUGUGUUUUUUGGAUUCUAGAUAAUCCUGUUAAUUGCUCAAUGAAUGAAACCCAGUCAUGUUUCUCUCCCGCACAGUUACUUCAUGUGUCUGCCGUCCUGAGCCAUGUCUGUGUGCUCAGCCCUACUGACCCGCCAUGUAGCUGGAGGCUGCUGCAGGGGGUUGUGUGGUGUUCCUCCACCGCUGGUCCACAUCAGAUUAGCCAGUGUAGCAGAGCCAGGCACUAGAGGAGCUGAUGAAGAACAACUCUGGGAUGCAGCGGGGUACCUUCAGUUCUCUAGAGCCAAAAUAGGAUCUUUCUUUCAGGAAAGACCAGUUCUGAAGAACCCAUUUCUAGAGGAUGCCUUGCUAAGAGGAUACCUGAGGAGACACCUGCCCCAGGAGGCAGCUUUAUCCGACUUGCGUGCGUUUGGAGAGCGCGUGGCAAAUGAGGUGGACGUCUGGGGUCGAGAGUGUGAGGUUACUCCUCCACGGUUGGAGCAUUUUGACCCCUGGGGUCGCCGAGUGGACCACAUCGUGACCUCCCCUGCCUGGAAACGCAUGAAAGACCUGUCGGCACAGGAAGGGCUGGUUGCCAUUGGCUAUGAGAGGUCAUUUGGGGAGUGGAGUCGUGUGUAUCAAAUGAGCAAGUUGUACAUCUUCUCUCCGUCCUCUGGUCUCUACACCUGUCCUCUGGCCAUGACCGACGGAGCUGCUAAAGUCAUCCAGUCCAUAGGUGUUUCAUGGCCAGUAGACGAAGCCUACAGCCGCCUGACCACCCGUCAUCCUGAGCAUUUCUGGACAUCUGGACAGUGGAUGACCGAAAGACAGGGAGGAUCUGACGUGGCCAGUGGCACAGAGACGGUGGCUGUUCCCCAGACAGACGGUUCGUACAAACUACACGGCUUCAAGUGGUUCACCUCUGCUACAGACGCAGACAUGACUCUUACGCUGGCCAGAGUGCAGGACAGAACCGGAACAACCACACCGGGCAGCAGGGGUUUGUCUUUGUUCUAUGCAGAGGUGAGUAGAGAUGAGGAUGGCCGGCUGAAGGGUAUAGAGGUUCAGAGACUGAAGGACAAGCUGGGCACAAGACAGAUGCCAACUGCUGAGUUGCUGCUGGACGGCCUGCCGGCACACAGGCUGUCAGAGAAAGGGAGAGGUGUGGCCUCCAUAGCAAACAUGCUGACCAUAACCCGGAUACACAACAGCGUCUCUGCAGCAGCUGCGAUGAGAAGGGUGGUCCAGUUAGCUCGUGACUAUGCCACUCGCCGCACUGCCUUUGGAAAGCAUCUUAAAGACCACCCGCUGCACAUACAGACUCUCGCUAGGAUGGAGGUGGAGACUCGUGGAGCUUUCCUUCUGGUGAUGGAUGUGUGUCGUCUUUUGGGCCGAGAAGAAAGCGGCAUGGCGACCCAGCAUGACGCACACAUGCUGCGUUUGCUCACUCCUGUGGCCAAACUGUACACUGGGAAGCAGGCGGUGGCUGUGGUGUCGGAGGGUUUGGAAAGCUUCGGUGGACAGGGCUACAUUGAGGAUACAGGGUUGCCUGGACUACUUCGGGAUGCACAGGUUUUGAGUAUAUGGGAAGGAACCACAAAUGUUCUGUCUCUGGACGUGCUGCGCUGUGUGGCUCGUAGCUCAGGAAUGGUUCUUCACGCUUACUUCACCCAUGCCAAGUCCCUGCUUGCAGGUGCAUCAAGUGUUUCCACAUUGGCGCCGGCGGUGAGAGCAGUAGACGGUGCUCUCUCUGAACUGGAGGACUUUGUUCAGGUAGCAGCUACAAGAGCGCCUGGCUACCUAGAACUAGCAGCCAGAGACCUGGCCUACAGCCUGGCUCGCAUCUACACGGGUGCCCUUCUCAUUGACCAUGCAUGUUGGGAGGGAGCCUCUUCAUCUGACACCUAUGCAGCGCUCAGGUGGUGUGAACACGACUUGUGCCCUGUGACGACUAAACAGGCGAGAGGCUGCUAUGAGCUCAGCACAGCGCCACUUGAUGCUGCACUUGUGUAUGACUGGCCCAUCCAAGUAUCCUCUUUGGAGUCUUGAGUUUACGAGGAGUCCGUGAAUGCGGCGCGCGUUGGUUGGAAAAACAGUAGGUGGG
Molecule: messenger RNA, 2485 nt
Organism: Anarrhichthys ocellatus (wolf-eel)
Lineage: Eukaryota; Metazoa; Chordata; Actinopteri; Perciformes; Anarhichadidae
Product: acyl-CoA dehydrogenase family member 11
Exons: 15
Coding region: 508-2430 (640 amino acids)
Molecular function (GO): acyl-CoA dehydrogenase activity
Source: RefSeq, a predicted model, not a curated record